Phytophthora infestans T30-4 is the source of this 2294-nucleotide messenger RNA. RefSeq lists its product as uncharacterized. Lineage: Eukaryota; Oomycota; Peronosporomycetes; Peronosporales; Peronosporaceae. Bases 1 to 2193 code for a protein of 730 amino acids. The transcript has a single exon. The record is from RefSeq and is a predicted model, not a curated record.
AUGGUGGACGUGGCGCGUCCUCCGGUCAGCAAUGGCCUCGUCUCCGCCUUCACGCUCGAAAUGGGCGACGAGGGCUCGGACCCGCUUCUCCACUCGCUCAACGACGUGACUGCGGCGCGGCUGCGACGCUAUCAUCAGCAAUGCAACAAGCGGCUGGACGCCACGUUGCAGCUCUUCCGCGAGCGUCAGGAGCGCGAACGCCGCUCUCGCUUCCGAAUCAGUCGCUCGCCAUUGAAUCUACCAGCUCACGAGCUGCCCAGAACACGUUCUCCCGGUCGUCUGACAGCCGUGGAGGCUCGGCAAUGGAAACUUCUUCGUGAGAGUAGCGAUAUCAGGGUCUAUCGCUUGAAAACGCGGCAGCAGCGGACGUGUACCGUGCAGGCUAUUGGCACUGUACACGGCUCCUUGGGAGACGUGAUGAAUGGACUGUACGCGGACUCCACGAGGACCGCUAGAGUCCUGCAGAUGCUGCUGAGUCCUCGCUCAUUGGACGCCAGAGUGCUGCAGGUGGAUAAGAGCAGUACCGAGACGAAGCCAUUCCAAUUCUCGGGAAUUGUGUGGAUGGCCUUGAAGCUACCAGGUCUUGGCUUCUGUCGACACCGAGACUUUGUAUGCUUCAAGAAGAUGGACGUGUUUAAAGACGAACUGGGAGAAGACAUGGGCUACAUGGUACUGCAUUCUAUUGACCCUUUAGCCGACGAGAUCGCAGUGUCUAGCUUCGAUACGAACGCGCCGACGGGGGCGACGUGGCCGCCAGUGGGUCAAGGGCAUCAGAACCGUAGCCGUAGUGCCAGUUCUGUUAACUUCGGGUCCGGGUCCUUUGUUCGCGGGUUUAUUUCCCUCGCAAUUGUGUUCAAGCGGGUAGGUGACGAUCGUGUAGCCAUGUUCGCCCACGGUCAGUUCAAUGCUAGUGGGCGCUUGUCACCGCUACUCGGAGACAACUGCAUCGCUGAAUGGCUCACGUCAAUGGCCAACACAGUACAGAGCGGCCAGGCCAAGAACUUGUCCCUGUUACUAGCUGGUCAGAAGCAGCAGCCCGUCGAGUAUUCGCACUCGAGACAACGCUGCGGCGUCUGUGCUCGCUCGCUCUUCUUCUGGGACGCUCCACGGAGCUGCAGAUGCUGCUGGAAGGUGUGCUGUCGGACUUGUCGUGUGACAAAGCCCAUCUUCUGCGCGCACUAUCACCCUAAUGGAGGGAAUCCCACCACAGGCUUAACUUCGGGACCUUGUACCGAGACCUUCUGUCUUGCCUGUGUGUGUGCUGUGAUCCCGUCGGGCGCGACGAUCAACGCUCGACUGAUUAAGCGACUAGCCAAGAAGCGCAAACGUGCGCCGACGUUCUUCCGUCCGACGAUCACGGCGUCUUCUAUCACUGAUGGGUCCAAUCAGCAGCAGCCUCCGCCUCGGGUUUCUGAGCAUACCGAGCGACUAUUGGCGGCUGCAGAAAUGUCGUCUAUUUCGGUACUGUCUUCCCGAGAAUCCGAAAAAUACCAACAACACCGUCUGAGUCUCAACGCUCGACCUAAAAAACGGGCCAAUGUGCAGCCCGAAAUUACCGGCCACGAAGCCGACGAAGAAGAAGACGUGGAGACGCCUAGCACCAUGCUGGAAGUGCUAGAGCACUACCAGGUGCGUCGUCGAGGCCCUGCCUCGAUCGUCUCUGGCGUCUCUUCUUCGAACGCAGGAACGUCCCUGCGCUCCUUUACGUCUGCGGACUUGGCGUCUACUUCGACUACGCCUUUCAACUCGCUCCAACUCGGACGAUAUCCUUCUAACCACAGUCUUAUAGCACACACGCACAGCUUCCGCAUUGGAACAACACGUGCGAGUCAAGUGCAGACCCAAAUGGAACGUCGUGGCUCCCACACCUUCCAGAACCAAAGCAGCUUCUGGCUACCACGUCAGUCUGCGCUGAUAAAGAAACCCAAAGACGCGUCCCCGCCGCUGGACGAGGAAUACUACCAGCGCUUGCUGCGGAACUACCUGCUCCACACUAACAGCAGUCACAGUCUAGCGAGCGCGUUCUCCAUGAGCAGCUACGGUGGCAAGUCGGCAGCGACGAUCACGGUACCGCAGCCGCCAGUCUCGCAGGAGUCGAAUGUGCUCUCGCAGCCUCCGAGUGACGCCAGAGCUGCGUCCAAUUGCUCAUCUCCUCGAGGAGCGGAUGGAGUCAUCUACCAUCGGUUCAAGUGAAGCGAUGUGAAUAUUGUACCAAAUUGUUCAAAUUACCCAAAUUGAAGCAUGUACUGUACAGCAUCAAUAACUACCCAUUUUUUUGCUUUUCACAAACAAAA